This is a messenger RNA of Darwinula stevensoni, 2342 nucleotides long. The record is from the annotation of a GenBank genome assembly. NCBI's taxonomy places the organism in Eukaryota, Metazoa, Arthropoda, Ostracoda, Podocopida, Darwinulidae.
AAACCAGGAUGAAUCCCUCCGGCUUCCACUCCUUCCUCCUCCUCCUCUUCUGCCUUCGCUCGAACGCCCAAGAAAAUGCUGUCUUGGAGACGUUCGACGACGUGGUCGACGCGCUGACCGCCGGCCAUCACGUCCAGCUGGUCAUGGACUUCAGAGCCUGCGGAAUCGAAGACGAGCUCGCGGAACUCGAAUUCGACCAAGCGGUGAUCAGCAUGGCGAUGGAGCCCUGGCAGCUCUUCGUCGACGACGGGCGAAUCGCCUUCUCCAGCAUCACCUUGGCACUGGACCCAAUCUUCGUCCGGAGCGUCGGGUCCUUGCAGUCCGACUCGGUCUUCGCCUAUCAGCUCGAGGAGAUCGCCGCGCUGGACUAUUCGAUCCUCUACAGCGGGUCCUUCGCCUGCGCCAUGAACGCCGGGGUGACCGUCUACGACCUCAGCGGGGCCAGCGCCGACGGCCGACGACAAGGCUCGACGCUGGAGACGUACGAGGAGCUGAAGAUGGCCCUGCUGAACGGGGAACGCGUGACGCGGGUGGCAUUCUACGAUCUCUGCCAGGAACCUCCUCCCUUCCGCUCCACGGCCGGCUCUCCCACCCGCGACUUCUACGUCGUCGACGAAGGCGAGGCAUCACCUCCGUCAUCCCUAGUGGUCCACCACCCGGUGCCGCUCUGGGGAUUCCACAACGAUUCCUACUUCGGGGCCCCGUUCCUCGGCUUCGCCCACCGCCACUACACAGAGGAGGGGAUGUUGAACUUCGAGGAGGUGGAGGCCUACGUGGACGGGUGGAUGAAAGUCAUUUAUCAUAGGAGGGUCAUGCCCGAUGGAGUCGUCGUUGCCGAAGAGUUCAACUGCUCCAUUCGAGACGGCGUCAAGUUUUUCGCCGCUCACCUUGACAGGACGCAACUGAAGAGCUUCCAGGAACUGUACGAUGCCAUCCACUUUGGCGGUCGCGUGACCGUCGCCUCCAACUUCCUGGAAUGCCCGGGCAUCGAGCCCGCCCUGAACGUGAACGGGGGGAUGCCCGUUCACAAUCCCUACGUCAUCACGCCGAAAGGUGGGGAAGACGAGAUCUUCUUCAGCGCAGGUGGAAUAAUCCGGAAUAAUUUGCCCAUCGGAGGGCCUUACCUCUACCAGAACAUUCCGGUCGUGACGUUCGCGAACGGGUCCGCGUUCGUCAUGCCUGGGGCGUACGUGACGGAGACGUUCGAGAACCUCGUGCCGCCGUCCUCGUUUUAUCAGUGCACGGUGAACGACGGGGUGGAGGGGGCGACGUACUUCUACGCAGGUGGAGGGAUUAUUUUUGGAAAAUCAGCACUCUCAGAAACUGUGUCCACGAUGGUGUCAGCAGUGCUGGCCCUUCUUGUCUUCUCAGGCAUGAUGACCUUCAAGGGGAUUCUUGCUGCUACUCAACUUGGGACCAUCUUAGGAGGAUAUGUUGGCUCAAUUUUCUUCAUCCUCAUUCUCACGAUGGGCUCCGAAUUGGCCAGGAGCAUAGAAUACCAGAGCUUCCGUGCCUCCAUACCACUGAAGCGCAUUGUGGUGGAUACAGAUGGGACAAAUCCCUGGCAAGUGUAUGACUGUGGCCCCAAGGAGGUGCGUUGCCCCUUGGUUUGCCUUCCUCCUGUUUCUGGCAAUCCCGAUGUCUUCUUCAAGCAAAUGCUCCCCCUCUCUGCCCAUGGCUUUCGUGUCAUAGCAGCAGCUUGGCCACCUUAUUGGAGUAUAAAUGCAUGGUGUUUGGGAUUCAACAAACUCCUUGAUCAUUUGGAUGUGGAUCGUGUUCAUAUCUUUGGAGCCUCCCUAGGGGGAUUCUUGGCUCAAAAGUAUGCCGAAUAUGUUCGACAGUCCCGAAGGAUUGCCUCCCUCAUCCUUUGCAAUGCAUUUAUAGACACAUGCGUCUUCCGGUAUCGAGAUAUCUCCUUUCUGUUCAGAAUCAUGCCAAAUCUCUUGCUGAAGAGGCUGCUUUUAGGGAACUUCCCCACUUCUAUCCAGGACAAGGAUAUCUCUGACUCCAUUGAUUUUGUUGUUGAAAAGCUGGAGAACCUGUCACAGCAGGAACUUGCCUCCCGGCUGACUCUCAACUGCAGUCCAAAUAAUGUCCAAGUGCAGCACCUGCAAAAUCUACCCAUCACUGUCAUUGAUGUCUAUGACAGGUCUGCUCUGACAUUGUCCGUCAUGGAGGAAGUCAACAAGUGCUACCCACAUGCAAAAGAGGCCCAUCUCAAGUCUGGUGGGAACUUCCCCUAUCUUAGUCGUAGCGAGGAAGUCAACCUCCACAUCAAGGUCCACUUGCGUCAGUUUGAAUCCACUUCCCUUCAGGCAAGCUGUCAUGGGAAUCAGCCCUGA